GAUCAAAUGUUCGAUCAGUUCCACGUGCAAAAUCCAACACUGACCUAUACGCGGUCGGCUGCUGCUCGGACGACAACUGCGACUGAAGAACUUUAUGCUGCGAUUACAACCCCAGCCCAACCGUAGUGACCUGGGGGCCCUUCACAUCCCAAUGCGGCGGGUCAAAUGGGUAUUUGGUUGCUUACUGCUGGGAAUCCGUUGAUUCCCAGCACCAACUCGAGCGUUCCAUUUUGCGGAACAAUCCGCUAUGGGAACGACUUCAUGCAGUUCUACUGCAAAACUGCCAGCCACUCGCUCACCGGAACGGCAUACUUCACUUCGGCCGGUGAGACGGCCGCUUGGCCCGGGAUUCCGCGCUUGACGGGAAAAAACGGCCCAAAGUCCGCUGCGUCGUCGCAGGCUGCAGUCCCGGUGACCGUGCAAGCGACCGAGACAGCGACGUCCAAUGCCGCGGCUAACGCGGGGGCGUUGUCGGCGGAGUGGUCUGUGGAGCCUUCGUGGCAGUCAUGGCGGUUUGGCUGGUGUUGCCCUUCAGGGAACGGAGGGCAAAGCGGACGCCGAUAACGCAGCAGCCGAGGACUAUGGAGGAUGUGCAAACUCAACAGUCAUCUUGGUGUGCUCCGAACAGCCAUAUGAAGUACAAACGGGAAUGAGCGGGGAAAGACGAGAGUUGCCUGCACAAUAACUUCAGGCAAAUUAGAAAUAGAGGUUGGUACGGUCAAUGUAUGCCCAC
This is a messenger RNA of Parathielavia appendiculata, 733 nucleotides long. RefSeq lists its product as uncharacterized. The record is from RefSeq and is a predicted model, not a curated record. The transcript is spliced from 2 exons. The coding region runs from base 166 to 564 and encodes 132 amino acids. Lineage: Eukaryota; Fungi; Ascomycota; Sordariomycetes; Sordariales; Chaetomiaceae.